AUGCUGGACUCGCUGAGGAAGCACGCACUAGUUAUUCUCGUCGCCAUCCUGUUCGCCACGUAUCGCCUCUCGCGACUGGAGGGCGAGCGCGGACGGCGUGGGGCGAAUAUUGAGCAAGACUUUGAAACCGUUGUAGGCUUCCUGCACCAGCACUUGAACACCAAGUACCGCGUGCUACGCAUCGCCCCGCCGCCGCAUUCAGCGACCAAACUGCAUGCGAUGAUAGUGAACGCUGGGUUCGCCAUCCCACACGUGGAAGCUGAAGUGUUCGUGGACCAGCAAUAUGCACUUAAUCAACGAAAACACAAGCGAAGAGAUCGACGGCAUAUACCGCCUGUGCGCUUCCGAGUGUAUGAUGCCGAUGCGAUGACGUCGAUUGCUGAGACUCUUCAACAACGGAACCUCAUCGCCUCAUACGAACAAGGAUAUCAACCUAUCUAA
Messenger RNA from Phytophthora infestans T30-4, 441 nucleotides. RefSeq lists its product as uncharacterized. NCBI's taxonomy places the organism in Eukaryota, Oomycota, Peronosporomycetes, Peronosporales, Peronosporaceae. The transcript is spliced from 5 exons. The record is from RefSeq and is a predicted model, not a curated record. Bases 1 to 441 code for a protein of 146 amino acids.